This is a messenger RNA of Penicillium canariense, 1449 nucleotides long. RefSeq names its product microfibrillar-associated 1 family protein. Gene Ontology annotation, biological process: mRNA splicing, via spliceosome. The record is from RefSeq and is a predicted model, not a curated record. Bases 1 to 1449 code for a protein of 482 amino acids. Lineage: Eukaryota; Fungi; Ascomycota; Eurotiomycetes; Eurotiales; Aspergillaceae. The transcript has a single exon. Gene Ontology annotation, molecular function: RNA binding. Gene Ontology annotation, cellular component: U2-type spliceosomal complex.
AUGCCACCACCACUCCCCUCCCAACACCGCGGGAUGACCGCAAACCCGCUUAAACCCGUGGGUCGCUAUCGACCGGGAAAGGCAAUUGCGGAGGAGCCUUCAUCUUCUGAGGAGGAGGAGGAAGAGGAGGAGGAUAUUGAGGCGCGAAAAGAACAAGAACGAAGGCGGCGGGCGGAGGAGCAGCGGCGAAGGCAGCGAGCACCUAAAGCGAGCUCAUUCCCUGCAGCUGCAGUUAAAAAGGCUCAAGAGGAAGAGGAUGAGGACGAAGAGGGAUUCAUGACGGACGAAGAGGACGAAGGACCUACCCAGCCACCAUCCGCAAAGGCUGCGCCGCAGGCUCGGCCUGAUACUGCACAGUCUCCAUUGCUCCAACCUGCGCCGGUAACGAAGCAAGAAGACAGCGAGGAGGAAGAAGAUGAGGAGGAGGGGGAAGAGAGCUCCGAGGAAGAGAGCAGCUCCGAGGACGAAGCGCCGCGGCGAAUGUUGAUUCGGCCAACAUUCAUUAAGAAAGAUAAACGAGGCAAUGCAGGCGGACAAGGCGCAGAUGCUCAGGCUCAAGGCCCCAUUAGCGGCGCCGACUCAGCCGCCGACAACGAGGCCCGUCGCGCCCAACGACAGGAGAAGGCAGACCAAUUAGUACGAGACCAGCUCGAGAAGGACGCGAUUGCGCGCUCCACCGCAAACAAAGCCUGGGACGAUGACGAUGAGCUCGUCGAAGCAGACGAAGAAGCAGCCAUCGACGACCGCGACGGCGUCGACCCCGAAGCCGAAUACGCAGCCUGGAAGCUGCGCGAACUCAAACGCAUCCAGCGCGAGCGCGAAGCAAUCGAAGAAGCAGAGAAAGAACGCGAAGAGAUCGAGCGGCGGCGCAACCUGACCGCAGAAGAGCGAGACCGCGAGGACCGCGAGUUCAUCGCAAACCAGAAAGAAGAGCGCGAGGCGACCCGCGGCCAGACCGGAUUCAUGCAGCGCUAUUUCCACAAGGGUGCUUUCUUCCGCGACGACCAGGAGCGCGAGGGUUUGGACCAGCGCAAUGUCAUGGGCCGCCGGUUUGCCGACGAUGUGGCGGUCGAGACGCUCCCGCAAUACAUGCAGAUUCGCGAUAUGACCAAGCUGGGCAAGAAGGGGCGCACGCGCUAUCGCGAUCUCAAGACGGAGGAUACCGGGCGGUUUGGCGAGGGUUACGAGAAUCGACGGCGACACGAUGGCCCGCCUGUUGGGAUUACGGACGAGCGAUUCAUGCCCGAUCGCGGCGAUGAUCGGGGCCAGGGACCAUCGGGUCCAACGGGUGCGAAUGCCAGUGCUGUUCGGGCGCGGCGGAGGUCGAGAUCGCGGUCCCCGAGGCGAAACCAACGCGACGACAGGAGCCGGUCCAGGGAGCGGCGCAAACGCAGCCCGUCACCGUACGAUGACCGGGAUAAGCGGCGGCGGGUGGAGAGCUCAUCAUGA